CAGAUCUGAAGCGGACGUGUGUUUGCCGGGCGUGGUCCAACUCCGUAAUGUUCCCCAUACCCGGCACCUCAAGAAUGUAUAAAAGCUUGUUCGAUGUUCAGUAUAUUGCAGUGUUUCCCUAGUUGAACUAGACAUACACAAAUUCAUCAUGAAGGUGUUGCUGUGCUUGGCUGCCGUCCUGUGUGCCGCGAACGCUGGCAUCGUGGCUGGACCCACUGCUUUGGUCCGCGCUCCUAGCUUUGAUAGCGCCAUCAUCAAGUCCGACCGCCUGGGAGGAAACUUCGCCUACAGCACAGCGGAGAGUCACGCUUACGCCGCUGUUAGCCCUGUGGUGCAGAACGUAGUGAGCCCUGUUGGCGUCACUUACUCUGCCAGCCACAUUGCCGCCCCCUUGGCCGCUCCCUUGGCCGCUCCCUUGGCCGCUCCCUUGGCUGCUCCCUUGGCCGCCCCUGCUGUCGCAUACGGCGCUCCUUAUUUGUAUGGUUAAAUAUCACGGAUACAACAUCUCAGCAUCAUAAUUAUUAUACAUUGCAUUUCCUUUUUGCAUGAAUGGACGACAAUCGCUACUGUGCAAUGUUUCUUCUGUUGUAAAGGUACAAAACACUUUGCGCACAUCCACACACCAAUUUAUGGGAAUGGUGAGAAUAUUUAAUUGUUAUUGUCCCUGGGUAAAAUGUAAUUUAUAAAUAAAUAAAAUUUUCACAUUUAAACCAAUGAUCUGA
Messenger RNA from Cryptotermes secundus, 722 nucleotides. RefSeq lists its product as uncharacterized. Lineage: Eukaryota; Metazoa; Arthropoda; Insecta; Blattodea; Kalotermitidae. The record is from RefSeq and is a predicted model, not a curated record. The transcript is spliced from 2 exons. The coding region runs from base 149 to 487 and encodes 112 amino acids.